AUGCUCAACAUACCCCACAUGGGCUGGACCCUUAAGCAGGGCCGUGACCGGGGUGCGACCGUUGGACACAUCGACACUUGGGGUGUCGAGAAUGAGCGCCGUGUGGCCUUCAUUGUGGUCACACGGGACUUUCUGGUUGACAGCCCUCUAAGGGACUGUACAUCUCAUCUUCCAACAGCAAUUUCACAGUUGGGAUUCUGGAGCAAGUCAGAUUUCUCAUGGUUUGGAUUUGGGAAAGUAAAAUCAAGACAAGGGAUUGGUCCAGCUUCAGUUAUCAGCAAUGAUGAUGACUCUGCUAGCCCCCUCCACCACAUCUCCAAUGGGAGUAAUACCCCAUCAUCUUCAGAGGGUGGCCCUGAUGCCGUCAUUAUUGGAAUGACCAAGAUCCCUGUCAUUGAAAAUCCCCAGUACUUUGGCAUCACCAACAGUCAACUCAAGCCAGACACAUUUGUUCAGCACAUCAAGCGACAUAACAUUGUUCUGAAAAGGGAGCUAGGCGAAGGAGCCUUUGGAAAAGUUUUCCUAGCUGAAUGCUAUAACCUCUGUCCUGAGCAGGACAAGAUCUUGGUGGCAGUGAAGACGCUGAAGGACGCUAGUGACAACGCACGCAAGGACUUCCACCGUGAGGCUGAGCUGCUGACCAACCUCCAGCACGAGCACAUUGUCAAGUUCUACGGCGUGUGUGUGGAAGGCGACCCCCUCAUCAUGGUUUUCGAGUACAUGAAGCACGGGGACCUCAACAAGUUCCUCAGGGCACAUGGACCAGAUGCCGUGUUGAUGGCUGAAGGCAACCCGCCGACGGAGCUGACGCAGUCGCAGAUGCUGCACAUCGCUCAGCAGAUCGCCGCAGGCAUGGUCUACCUGGCAUCCCAGCACUUUGUGCACCGAGACCUGGCCACCCGAAACUGCCUGGUUGGCGAGAACCUCCUGGUGAAAAUCGGGGACUUUGGCAUGUCCCGGGAUGUGUACAGCACUGACUACUAUAGGGUCGGUGGCCACACGAUGCUGCCCAUUCGCUGGAUGCCUCCAGAGAGCAUCAUGUAUAGAAAAUUCACCACAGAAAGUGACGUCUGGAGCCUGGGGGUCGUGUUGUGGGAGAUCUUCACAUAUGGCAAACAGCCCUGGUACCAGCUGUCCAACAAUGAGGUGAUAGAAUGCAUCACUCAGGGCAGAGUCUUGCAGCGACCUCGAACGUGCCCCCAGGAGGUCUAUGAGUUGAUGCUGGGGUGCUGGCAACGGGAGCCUCACAUGAGGAAGAACAUCAAGGGCAUCCACACUCUCCUUCAGAACUUGGCCAAGGCUUCUCCGGUCUACCUGGAUAUUCUAGGCUAGGGCCCUAUCCCCCACACCGAUCCUUCCCAAAGCACCUCCUCAGAUGGGCCAAGAAGAUGAACGUCUUUUAACUGCCGCUGGAUGCCAUCAACCUGCUGUUCUCUACUCUGACAGUAUUAACAACAGAGAUACUAAGAAGCUUUCAGAGGGAAGCAAUGCAUACUUCUCCAUCCAUAGACACAGUACGGACUUCUUUUUGGCAUUAUCUCUUUCUCUCUUUCCAUCUCCCUCGGUUUGUUCCCUAGUUUUUGUUUUCUUUUUUUGUCUUCCCUGCUUCACAGUCCUUACCCUUUCUUUUUUAAUCGAUUUGGCUUCUGCAUUACUAUUAACUCUGCAUAGACAAAGGCCUUAACAAACCUGAUUUGUUAUAUCAGCAGACACUCCAGUUUGCCCACCACAACUAACAAUGCCUUGUUGUAUUCCUGCCUUUGAUGUGGAUGAAAAAAAGGGAAAACAAAUAUUUGACUUAAACUUUGUCACUUCUGCUGUACAGACAUCGAGAGUUUCUAUGGAUUCACUUCUAUUUAUUUAUUAUUAUUACUGUUCUUAUUGUUUUUGGAUGGCUUAAGCCUGUGUAUGAAAAAAAAAGAAAACUUGUAUUCAAUCUGGGAAGCCUUUAUCUAUGGGAGAUUAAAACCAGAGAGAAAGAAGAUUUAUUAUAAACCGCAAUAUGGGAGGAACAAAGACAACCAUUGGGAUCAGCUGGCAUCAGUCCCUACUUAGGAAAAACCAGCGACUGUUAGCUGGGAGGAAUGUAUUUGGCUCCUUCCCUUGAGGACCUUUCUGAGGAGUAAAAAGACUGUUGCACUCUG
Messenger RNA from Hipposideros armiger (great roundleaf bat), 2144 nucleotides. It is a transcript of the gene NTRK2, whose product is annotated as neurotrophic receptor tyrosine kinase 2. The transcript is spliced from 9 exons. The record is from RefSeq and is a predicted model, not a curated record. Gene Ontology annotation, biological process: cell surface receptor protein tyrosine kinase signaling pathway; positive regulation of neuron projection development; positive regulation of kinase activity. Lineage: Eukaryota; Metazoa; Chordata; Mammalia; Chiroptera; Hipposideridae. Gene Ontology annotation, molecular function: ATP binding; brain-derived neurotrophic factor receptor activity; brain-derived neurotrophic factor binding. Gene Ontology annotation, cellular component: axon; dendritic spine; signaling receptor complex. Bases 1 to 1332 code for a protein of 443 amino acids.